Oncorhynchus nerka (sockeye salmon) is the source of this 1019-nucleotide messenger RNA. Its product is annotated as integrator complex subunit 14-like. Gene Ontology annotation, biological process: snRNA 3'-end processing. The transcript has 4 exons. Gene Ontology annotation, cellular component: integrator complex. Bases 73 to 798 code for a protein of 241 amino acids. The record is from RefSeq and is a predicted model, not a curated record. Lineage: Eukaryota; Metazoa; Chordata; Actinopteri; Salmoniformes; Salmonidae.
ACAUCCAGAGAGACUGUGGAUGCUUCAUUAUUAAACUCAUUCUGCUUUAGUGGAAACCACAUCACCGUCAUCAUGCCGACGGUGGUCCUGAUGGACGCGUCUCUGUCCAUGACGCGGCCGGUCUCUCUGGAGCAGUGUUCCGAGGAGUUGCAGAGGAAGAACCUAGCUGUGGCCGGACUCACCAUGCUGUUUGAGCACAUGGCUAACAACUACAGACUGGAAUUCACUUCUCUAGUGGCCUUCUCUUCCCUGUGGGAGCUACUGGUGCCUUUCACCAGGGACUACAACACCCUACAGGAAGCCCUGAACAACCUGGAGGACUAUGACAAGACCUGCCUGGAGGCAGCUUUACACGGAGUCAGCAACGUGGUGCAGCAGGAGUGGGGCCACGCCUGUCCUACACAGGUGGUGUUGGUAACAGACGGCUCUCUGGGGAUCGGUAAAGGCUCUCUGAGACACUCCCUACAGACUCUGAAAGGACGACCAGAGGAUAAGAAGUUCCCCCUGCCCUUCCCUUUCCCUGCCAAGCUGUUCAUCAUGUGCAUCGCUAACGCAGAGGAGUUACAGAUGACAGACACGAUGCAUAACCUGGAGCAGCUGCUCCAGCUGAACGGAGGAGAUGGACAGAUCUUCACUAUGGAAGGCCAGCUCUGUCUGAAGAGUGUCCAGGUCAUGUUCGGGUGCGUAUGUCAACCCAGAAGCUUCCGUCCAACUCUUCAUGUUUACUUCUCAGGGUGGAAGCUAAAUCUGAAACUAGUGGAAACGACACAAGCGCCUGGCCCUUUCUCUGGGACCUAGCUAGGUCUUUGGUUGGCACAAUUAUCGUGUAACUGUGUAACCGACUGUUAUAGAUGAAGGUCGUUGUGAAAGUGAAAAUAACAGUCCAAACAGAAAGGGUUUGUGGAACGUACAGCUGAACUGAAGACGUCUCAUUCGAUUGAGUCAGUUUCUGUGGUAACGUGGAUUCUUAACUCGAGUCGAUGUCCGCGCCCCCCACUGAAAUCUAAUGAGCAUAAUUA